AUGGGGACACGGGGGAACACUGGUGACAUUGGGAACAUUGGUGACAUUGAGGACAUUGGGGACAUGGGGACCCGGGGGACACGGCAGAAUUGUGGGACAUGGGGACAUGGGGACAUGGGAGGCGUGUCCCUGUCGAGCCCCCCCGGCACAGCCCAGGACCCCGCUGGGGACACGGAGCCCGACGGUGACAAAGUGUGCGCCGUGUGCGGGGACAGGGCCAACGGGUACCACUUCCACGUGAUGAGCUGCGAGGGCUGCAAGGGCUUCUUCAGGCGCUCCAUCCUCAAGGGUGUCCGUUUCUCGUGUCCCCUGGCGCGGCGCUGUCCUGUCACCAAAGCCAAGCGGCGACAGUGCCAGGCCUGCCGCCUGCAGAAGUGCCUGGACGUGGGCAUGAGGAGGGACAUGAUCAUGUCGGAGGAGGCGCUGCGGCGGCGGCGGGAGCUGCGGGGACAGCGGGGCCAGGCCGGGGGACAGCGGGGACACGAGGGACAGCGGGGACACGAGGGACUGACGGCCGAGCAGCAGGAGCUGAUCGCGCUGCUCAUCGGCGCCCACCAGCGAACCUUCGACUCCAGCUUCUCGCAGUUCACGCACUGCUGGCCUGCCGUGCGCCUGCUGGUGCCGAGCCCGCCUGGCGGGGCUGUCGCGGCGGGGGUGUCGCUGUCGCCGUCGCCGCGGGAGGAGGCGCUGCCGGACGUGCUGUCGCUGCUGCCGCAGUUCGCGGACCUGAGCACGUUCAUGAUCCAGCAGGUGAUCAAGUUCGCCAAGGAGAUCCCGGCGUUCAGGAGCUUGCCGCUGGAGGCGCAGAUCUCGCUGCUCAAAGGGGCCACGCUGGGCAUCUGCCAGAUCCGCUUCAACACCGUGUUCAACCCCCGCACCAAGGCCUGGGAGUGCGGGCAGCGCUGCUACACCAUCCGCGACGGGGCCCUGGCCGGGUUCCAGCAGGUGUACCUGGAGCCGCUGCUCAAGUUCCACGAGAGCCUGCGGCGCCUGCGGCUGCACGAGGCCGAGUACGCGCUGCUCCAGGCCAUGCUGCUCUUCUCGCCGGACCACGCCGGCAUCGCCCAGCGCGAGGCCAUCGACCAGUUCCAGGAGAAGGUGGCGCUGACCCUCAAGAGCUACAUCGACCACCAGCACCACCCCGAGGAGGGCAGGUUCCUGUACGCCAAGCUGCUGCUGCUGCUGACGGAGCUGCAGACGCUGAAGGUGGAGAACACGCGGCAGAUCCUGCACAUCCAGGACCUGUCGGCCAUGACGCCGCUGCUCUCCGAGAUCAUCAGCUGA
Messenger RNA from Melozone crissalis (California towhee), 1284 nucleotides. It is a transcript of the gene NR1I3, whose product is annotated as nuclear receptor subfamily 1 group I member 3. Lineage: Eukaryota; Metazoa; Chordata; Aves; Passeriformes; Passerellidae. The record is from RefSeq and is a predicted model, not a curated record. Gene Ontology annotation, molecular function: RNA polymerase II cis-regulatory region sequence-specific DNA binding; nuclear receptor activity; zinc ion binding. The transcript has 9 exons. The coding region runs from base 1 to 1284 and encodes 427 amino acids. Gene Ontology annotation, biological process: negative regulation of transcription by RNA polymerase II; positive regulation of transcription by RNA polymerase II; cell differentiation.